AUGAGUGAGGUAUCUGCAGACACAGUCACCCUGGACCUGCUGAAAGAAGCAUGGGAGGAAGUGAGGACAAGCCCCCUGGGUGUCAUCAAUACCCCCAUGAUACCCUGGUGCCAGACCACCCUACCUCUGCAAACCAUCUGCAAUAUUCACAUCAAACUGGAAAACCUGCAGAGAACUGGGUCUUUUAAGAUCAGAGGAGUGGCCAAUCAGUUUGCCAAGAGGCCAAAGGGUGGGCACUUUGUGACCAUGUCUGCUGGGAACUAUGGAAAGUCUUUUGCUUAUGCAUCAAAACACUAUGGGUCAAAGGGCAAAGUAGUGAUGCCAGAAACUGCCCCUCUAUCUAGAUCCGUCCUCAUACAGAGUUUUGGCGUUGAAGUAGAGAGAGUGCCUACGUCCUGUCUGAUGAAUGUGGUGAACCGCUGUGUUCAGGAGGACAGCAUGACCUUCCUGCACUCCUACGAUGAUCUGGAUCUAAUAGCGGGCCAUGCCAGUCUUGGUAUGGAGGUGUUGGAGGUGAUGCCUGACCCUGAUGUGGUGGUGGUGUGCUGUGGUGGAGGGGGACUGCUGGCUGGUGUUGCUGCUGCCAUUAAACUGUCAGGAUGUGAUAAGACCAGGAUCUAUGGUGUUGAACCAACUGGAGCCUGCGCCAUGUACCAAAGUUUUGUUGAGAAGAAGCCUGUGGGUAUGGAUGCCAAGAGCAUUGCCUCAGGACUUGCACCACCUUUUGCUGGCAAGCUGCCCUAUGAGCUGUGCCAGCGUUACGUGGAGGGAAUUGUCCUGGUGAGUGAUGAAGAGAUCAAAGCAGCUGUGUCCAUUCUCUACAAGUCUGGACUCGUGGUGGAGCCCUCUGGCUCUGCUGCCUUUGCUGCUAUCAUUAACAACAAGAUACCCGAGCUAGAAGGGAAGAAAGUGGUGUGCAUCCUUAGUGGAGGAAACAUCGGCAAAGAUGAGCUCGCAAACUUCCCAGACUGACAAACGUACAUUAAUGUUAUGUAAGAAGUAUGUGCCAUUAUUUAUACUCAGGGAGAAAUCAAAAACACACUUACAUUAACUCUGUCUCUUUAUAAUCAAUCUGUGAAAAUGAAAAGCCAUUCAAGGUUUGAUAAAA
Molecule: messenger RNA, 1108 nt
Organism: Sphaeramia orbicularis (orbiculate cardinalfish)
Lineage: Eukaryota; Metazoa; Chordata; Actinopteri; Kurtiformes; Apogonidae
Product: phenylserine dehydratase-like
Exons: 6
Coding region: 1-972 (323 amino acids)
Biological process (GO): L-serine catabolic process; L-threonine catabolic process
Molecular function (GO): threonine deaminase activity; L-serine ammonia-lyase activity
Source: RefSeq, a predicted model, not a curated record